Cucumis sativus (cucumber) is the source of this 1816-nucleotide messenger RNA. Its product is annotated as zinc transporter 1. Gene Ontology annotation, cellular component: plasma membrane. Gene Ontology annotation, molecular function: zinc ion transmembrane transporter activity. Lineage: Eukaryota; Viridiplantae; Streptophyta; Magnoliopsida; Cucurbitales; Cucurbitaceae. The transcript has 3 exons. Bases 466 to 1530 code for a protein of 354 amino acids. Gene Ontology annotation, biological process: zinc ion transmembrane transport. The record is from RefSeq and is a predicted model, not a curated record.
ACACAGACAAUAGCUACACCCUCCAAUGCCUCCAUAGCUCAACUUGUGUUUGAUUUUCCAAGUUACCGAACCAAACCUAAGCCAUUCAUCAUGUCCAACACGGAGGACAUGACUUCUGAAAGACUACAACAGAAAAUAUUAUAUUCAGAUGUAGAAGUUAUUGUUUUUCUUGCACCUGUGUAUCAAUGGAAUGGAUUCCUCUGAACUCUCGUUAUUAGCCAGCCAAUGAAUUUUAAAAGGAACCAAGGACCUUGCCCAUUCAUUUUUUCCUUUUUUUUUUUAUAAUGUUUUUUCUCUUUUCAUUGUAUAGUAUAUAGGUGAAGGAAAAAUUAAACUCCAUCCAUCACUCAAAACCCCCACUACUCAAAAGCUCUCCAUUCCUCACCCUCCAACUCCACCACUAUUAAUUCCUCUUCUUCUCAACCCCACUUUUACUAUCCUACGCUAAACUCAAACAACAAGAUCAUGUCUAAAUUCUUCUUUCUUUUUCUUACCCUCUUCCUCCCUGCUUUAGUCUCCGGCGUGGGGGCGUCAUGUAGCUGUGAUAAAUCCGAUGGGGGUGGUGCCGUCGCCACAAAAGAAGCAAUGAAAUACAAGGUGGGUUCUAUUGGGUCGGUGCUGGUGGCUGGUGCUGCAGGGGUGAGCCUUCCUUUGGUGGGGAAGAAGAUUCGGUGUCUGAGGCCAGAAAAUGACAUAUUUUUCAUGAUAAAGGCUUUUGCUGCAGGGGUCAUUUUGAGCACUGGGUUCAUCCACAUACUGCCCGAUGCCUUUCAAGACUUGACCUCCCCCUGUCUGGGCCAAAAUCCUUGGGGAGAUUUCCCAUUUGCGGGUUUCAUCGCAAUGGCCGCCUCCAUCGCCACCUUGAUGGUGGACACAUUUGCAACCAGUUUUUACCAGAGACGCCACUUCAGUAAAACCAAGCAGGUAAUUGCUGACCAGGAAACAGGCAAUGACCAUGCCGGCCACGUGCAUGUUCACACUCACGCCACACAUGGCCACGCUCAUGGAUCCGCCCCUACUCCCACCGGAGAAUUGAGCCUCGCUGACUUGAUCCGCUACCGGAUUAUAUCUCAGGUGUUGGAAUUGGGAAUUGUGGUUCAUUCGGUGAUAAUUGGUAUUUCUCUUGGUGCAUCGGUGAGCCCUGCCACCAUUAAGCCACUGCUGGUAGCUCUGUCUUUCCACCAAUUUUUUGAGGGCAUGGGACUCGGUGGCUGCAUUUCCCAGGCACAAUUUAGGUGGCGAUCGGCGGCAGCAAUGGCGACAUUUUUCUCACUGACAGCGCCUGUGGGAAUUGCUGUGGGAAUCGGAAUCUCAGGAGCUUAUAGAGACAACAGCCGGACGGCUCUGAUCGUUGAAGGAAGCAUGAACUCAGCAUCCGCAGGGAUAUUGAUUUACAUGGCUCUUGUCGACCUUCUUGCUGCUGAUUUCAUGAACCCAAGGAUGCAAAACAAUUUGGGUCUUCAAUUAGGAGCUAAUAUCUCUUUGCUUCUAGGAGCUGCUUGCAUGUCUGUGUUGGCCAAAUGGGCUUAGAUCCACUUUUCCUCUCUUUUCAACUCAACUCAGUUUUGAUACCGCAGGACUCUUCGCUCCCACUUCAGUACCUAACUGGCUUAGCCACUAGCCAUCAAAACCAAUUUAAUGUUUCAUACCAUUGAAAUCGAAUGGAAGCAUACAUUAAAGUUAUUUUUGGAUCAUAUGGCAAAAACCAUUUUAACCAUUUCAAAUCACAUCAAACAUGUUUUUAGAGUUGUGUUCAAUUGCAAUGUCCAAAUGAAUUGCUCUUUGAUCCUAAUCUAAGAUAUGGAAAAUUGCAAAA